Molecule: messenger RNA, 246 nt
Organism: Colletotrichum scovillei
Lineage: Eukaryota; Fungi; Ascomycota; Sordariomycetes; Glomerellales; Glomerellaceae
Exons: 2
Coding region: 1-246 (81 amino acids)
Source: RefSeq, a predicted model, not a curated record
AUGAGCACAAGCCGCCUCAGCACUAGCCACUUUCAAGUAGCAUUGGGGGCAUCGUAUUCUUUCGAAUCGUGGAGAGACGGGGAUAUUGACUCGUACCUUGCGCUGAGGAUCAUGAAGAACUGGGGGGACUUUCCCCUCCGAGGCAGGUCGACUGGCUUCCAGAUCACGGAAACCCCCAUUAUGGGAUUCUCGCCCUGGGUGAUCCCACAGCAGCUGGUCGCACUAGAUGACAUGUCUGAGACAUGA